CCUCAUCUACACCAUUAUCACCUAAGGAAACAGAAGCACAGAGAGAGGAGAGGCAGAGGUAGCAAGACAGAAACUCCCCAACUCCGGAUCCAAGACAACAGAGAGGAUGACAGCAGCUUCUGCCCUCUCUCUGGCACUGCCAGUGGCUUCCGUCAACCGGAGGCAAGCUGUCAUCUCAGCUUCUGCUAAGCCAUCCAAUGUAACCCCGGCGUUGCCGGCGCAGGCCCCCAUCGGAAUCAAGGCAGCGUCUCCUCCCUCCCCACUGAAGGAGCAGGCAGUCACCGGCCUGACUGCGCUGGCCUUGACAGCUGCGAUGGUAGUCCCCGAGAUGGCAGAGGCGGCGCAGCCCGGACUGUCACCUUCUCUAAAGAACUUCCUGCUCAGCAUAAUCUCAGGCGGCGUGGUGGUCGGAGUCAUCAUCGGUGCGGUGAUCGGCGUCGCCAACUUCGACCCUGUCAAGAGGACGUAGGAAGAAAGAUUAGGCGAAGGAAAAAGCCAAUGCGGGUUGCAAGUUCUCUUUUUCUGUUUUACUGGCAUGGCUCUGUAAACAAUAUGUACUCGGUUCUGUUCUGGUCUCUGUAUUAUGUUGUUGAUGUGUAAGAGUUUGGGCCGAAAUUGAAAGAAAAUGCAGACUAAUUUUCGAUUUAAAAA
Nymphaea colorata (pocket water lily) is the source of this 651-nucleotide messenger RNA. RefSeq lists its product as uncharacterized. Lineage: Eukaryota; Viridiplantae; Streptophyta; Magnoliopsida; Nymphaeales; Nymphaeaceae. Bases 107 to 469 code for a protein of 120 amino acids. The transcript has a single exon. Gene Ontology annotation, biological process: photosynthesis. Gene Ontology annotation, cellular component: membrane; photosystem II. The record is from RefSeq and is a predicted model, not a curated record.